This is a messenger RNA of Adineta steineri, 3726 nucleotides long. Lineage: Eukaryota; Metazoa; Rotifera; Eurotatoria; Adinetida; Adinetidae. The record is from the annotation of a GenBank genome assembly.
AUGAUAGUAGAUGAUGCUCCGUAUUGUCGACGAUCUGAUUCUCCUAUUUCUUUACGUCGUAACAAUAAUGAAUCCUCAUGUCAAUUUGGAGGAAAAUCGUGGUCCUUUGCAGAGUUACACCGUCAUAAUCGAACCCCAAGUCAGAUUAUUCAUAACUUUCGAUCAAGUAUUGAAAAAGCUGAAGAAUACUCUUUUUAUGUAUCUGGUCAUGGUAACUCUAGCUUUUUGUGCGAAUGUAAAAGCCGCAGUUUUGGGAAAAACUGUGAAUACCAGCUUUAUAUUAUGCCUGGAGGUACACGACCAAUAUUUUCAGAGGCACGAAGAAUGCAGAACGUACUAAAACGAGAUAGUCGUUUUCGUAUGCAUGUUUAUCAGAAAAAUCCAUGUUAUACAACAUUAAUAUGUGACCACGGAUUACUUUGCUUGGAUUGGCGUGAUAUUUGUGAUGGACGGCAACAGUGUAUGAAUGGAUUGGAUGAAGAAACUUGUGAUCUACUUGAGUUCAAUGAAUGUGACAAGGAUGAAUAUCGUUGUUCUAAUGGAAUGUGUAUCCCAGAUAGUUAUUUUCUAGACGGUGAAUAUGAUUGUAUGGAUGAUUCCGAUGAACAACGACCAUUUAAUCAUAGUGGAUGUGCUUAUCAACCAGAUCCUUUCAAUUGUGAUGACCAUGCAUGUUCAGUAUCAGAAUGGUCGUGUGGAGAUGGUCAAUGUAUUAAGGAACGAAACAGGUAUGAAUGGCAAGAAUUAACUAUACCCAGCUCACAAUGUUAUUCAAUGCGUGAGUAUAUGUUUAUGUGUGAACUGAGUGAGCAAUACAAAUUAUGGACAAUGGUGAAUGGCACAUGUUACCAUUCAUCAGUUGCUCCUCUUAUGAAUCUAUCUUAUAAACAAGAGAGCAUGGCUGAUCAAACGACACACGAAUAUUGCUUGUUUCUCGUCAAAUGUGUACUAUCGGAUAAUGCUGGAAAAGACUGCCGUUGUAAGAACCAAGACUGUCGUCAAUACCUAAACGGAAGUUGCUCAUCGACGAUCCAGUAUCCAUCAAAAGGAUUACUGACCCCUUAUCUAAUUGCUCAUUACAAUAUCACACGAGAUUGGGCUGUCAAGAAACGACCUGACUAUUAUACGCUAUCAGGAAGUAUCAGAUGUCGUGGAUAUGAAGCAUAUUCAGAUGUCCAUAGAUCUAUUUGGUUGGAGAACACUAAUGAUCUGAGGCAUAUUGCACUUGAUCGUGCGUUUUGUGGACAUAAAAGCAUUUCAAAAAAUACCACGGGGCCCCAUUUCCAUUCAUUAUGCUAUGCCAACGUUUCAAAAACUCUUGAAAACAAAUUAUCGUAUGCUUUUUUCGAUGUAUGUGAACAAUGUAUUUCUCAGUAUCGCAUCAAUGAUGGUUUCAAAGAUUGUGUUAGCGGUGAAGAUGAAUUACGAGAACAAAUCGAUACUUGUACUGGUUACGUUCGUGAUUAUCGUUACCGUUGUCCUUUCGGGCCAACUACAUGCUUGACUGUUCAAGCACUUGGUGAUUCUAUUACUUCUUGCAAUCAAGAUGAAGAUGAGUUUAUAUUAGGAUCAGGACAAUCAUUAUCUCUGAUUAAAUGUUUAGAAUUUGAAGACGAAGAUUGUCUUUUCCUACGUGAAUAUAUCUCAAAUUCAGGAAAUAGUUCUGGUGAAAACAAUCAAAUAAGUGAAAAGGCCAAAUUACCAUUUCGUUCCUAUUGUAAUACAUUUUGGGAUCUGCAAGAUCGAACUGAUGAAUCACUAGAAUUAUGUCAAUCUUGGCGAUGUCCUCAAAAUGAAUUUCAAUGUCGAAGUGGACAUUGUAUAUCACAAGAAUAUGUUUGCGAUGGGGAAUGGGACUGUUUUGAUGCAUCUGAUGAAUUGUUUGACAUUGAUCAUCUAAGUAUUCAUAAUCAGAAAGUCAAUCUAAUAAAAAAACGAACAACAUGCGCCACUAACACAAGUAACAAAAUAAAGUCGUUUAGUGCACUAUGUAACAUUUCAACAGAAUAUCCAUGCUUGUUAAUCAACUUUACAAAACAAUCAGAUAUCUUCGUCACUCGACCGUGUAUAAAUAUUAAUCAAAUAGGCGACAACACAAUUGAUUGUUUGGGUGGAUUUGAUGAACGAAAUACUUUAAAACACUGCAAUGGAUUAAAGCAGUUGGGUCACAGUUUCCAAUGUCGAUCCAACCCGGACAUGUGCUUUGAUGAACAAAACUUAUGUACAAACAUCGAACAAUGUCCUGAUAUUUCACCUUUAUGUGAACAAUAUAUUGAUUAUUGUUCUCAUUCAAAAGACUUCGUCUGUAUCAAUGGAACUUGUGCAAAGAAGGGUCGCUGUAAUGGAUACAUCGACUGUGAGUAUGGAGAAGAUGAGUAUUGGUGCAAUUCGCAAAACAAUUUAAGAUCGUAUCGAAUCUUGAAACAGCAAAAUCAAUUUAGAAACAUACGUUUAGGUGAAUUACGAAUGUACCCACUUCCAAACAGUGUAACAAAUAUCACUACUAUAGGAAAAGCAAAGUCUAUUGUCAAACGAAAUACCCCUGUUAACGUACCUAAUAAUAUUGUCCCAAUGAUUUGUAAUCGUGGAGUAGCUGUUUUAGAGUACACAAACAAAAUCGUUUGUUUCUGUCCUCCAACAUAUUAUGGUCAAUAUUGUGAAUAUCAUAGUGAUCGAGUAACAACCUAUACUCAUCUAAACGUUUCACAUUCUCGUUUUGUAGAAAUAACAAUAGAUUCAAAUAUUACAAUCAAAUUACUCGCACUUCUCGUCUAUGAAAAUGAAAUUCUUCACAAUCGUCAAUUUCACUUUCGAUCCGUUGACAAUUUUCAUCGUAUUAUCAAGAAACGAUGUCAUUUAAUCUAUUCCAGAGAAAAACAUCUCCUUCAAGCGAAGAUUCGUCGUAGAUCAAAUCGUACAUCGAUUACAAAACAUACUCCUUACUAUCUCCGAUAUGAAGCUUAUGAAUUGGCAGCGAAUAGUUCAAUACAUUUAGUCGGUGUAUGGCAAUAUCCUAUAUAUUUUGACUUUCUCCCAUCAUUUCGAAUUGCGAAAGCACUACGUUUUCAUAACAACUUAUCCCACUCGCUCUGCCAAUCAAAUCCAUGUAAUUCUUCGAAUGCUGAAUGUCAUAUUCUUCAGAAUGAUCCGACAAAAUUCAUCUGUCUUUGUAAAUCUAAAUACUCUGGUGAAAAUUGCUCGAUUCUAGAUGAAAAUUGCGCUAAGAACUUUUGCCAUUCAAAAUCGUUGUGUAAACCAACCUAUUUGGGUAAAACUGCAGGUACUCGUUUGCCUUAUUGUCUUUGUCCUCUGAAUAUGUAUGGAAGCAGAUGUGGUUUAGUUUUGGAUCAAUGUUGGAACAAUCCUUGUAAAAAUAAUGGUACUUGUUAUUCCAGUACGAGUGAUCUCAACAAAACUAAGUGUGCUUGUGAUGAGAGAUACUAUGGUGACAAAUGUGAGUUAAAAACGAAAGACAUUGAUAUUAAGAUUUCACCAAAUAAUGUCAGUGGAAUAUUCGUGAUACAAUAUUUGGAUAUUAACUUUAAAACAUUAGAUCUUAUUCUUAAACAUCAAGUAGUAAAUAAACAAUUAUCUAAACGUCUUCGUUACGAAUAUGCAGGAAAUUGGGCUCCGGAUAUCAUACUUGUUUGGAUUAUAAAAUAUUUUUCACAUUCUGUAAUUUUUCCUCUCGUUUCUAGUAUAUCAAUAUCACAACAUAUGUCAUGA